Molecule: messenger RNA, 3853 nt
Organism: Linum trigynum
Lineage: Eukaryota; Viridiplantae; Streptophyta; Magnoliopsida; Malpighiales; Linaceae
Source: the annotation of a GenBank genome assembly
UCCAUCCCAACUCGCAAAGCUAGAUAACUUGUUAUCCACAACCUAAAAUAUCGUUAGUUAGCUAGCUAGUAAAAGAUGGCGAUGGGAAAGAGAGUUAGCGCAGCAGUAGUGAUUGCUGUCAUGAUCUUCCUCUUGUUUCUGCAGCUUUCUGCAACAUCAGCUGGUAGGCCGGCCACAAAGACGUCGGAGGCUCCCCCGCCGACGAUCGGCCACGAGGAAGCUACAAAUGCCACUCAAGCGCCGGCGUUCAACGAUCCCAAGCCGUCAACCUAUCGUCCAGAAGGGUGCAAUGGUAUGAGAUAGUCUCCCUAUCAUGUGUUGGUACAAUACAAUUACGAUGUCGUUAGCAGUAUAGCUUUAUCUAUACUAGGAUUCAUGGAGAUAAAUGUUGUAAUUAACCUCCAUAUUUCUUUUCACCAUACUGUUAAUUUUUUUUCUGUUGUUAUUCUUAACUUGUCUGAUAUAGAUUACAAAUUUAAUUGGUCCUAUCGUAUGAUUUAUAGAAAUGUGGAUUACUUUAAAUCAAAUCACACGAUAUAUAAUACCGGACUUGUCUAAGAUUUUCAAAAUAUUAAAACCGCUAGCUAACUUCGUCAUAGUGUAUACCAAUCAUCAUUAUCAAUAUGGUCUAUUUUUAUACCACAAUGGUUUGAUUCAUGUACCGCCAUAUAAUAAUAUUGGAUAUUUUGAUUAACAUUUUUUGUUUCAAAAUUCAACAAAAUGAGCAGAGUAUAAUUAAUUUAAUAUUAUGUAACAAAUUAAAAAUUGAAAUUAAAACAAUUAUUUUAAGUCCAAGCAAUCAACAUUCACAGUUAUCUUUUAUGCAAGGUACUUAUUUUCCUUUAUUUUUGCCGCUAGCUUGUUGGGUUUUCCAUAUCUUAUUAAUCACAAUCAUGGUAUCAUGUCGUUUCAUUUGUUGUUGAUGGCAGAUUCUGGUGUCUGGUGCCAAGUUUUUGGCAUUUGCUGCAGUCAUUAAGGCCAGGUUUUGAUGGGAAAUGAGCAAAUUAUAACGAAUAAGCACAUCGCAUGCAUGCCGUACUACUAAGUACAACUCAUAUCUCAGUUUAAUUUCGCGCACAUUAAUUUCCUUCGACUACUAAUGAUAUGUAUCGAUGAAAGUCGUCUAGUCGCAUCCCAUCUCAUACUCAAUACUCAUAGACCAUAGUCAUUUCUUAUUAUAUCUACUUUCUUAUGUACAAUCGAUGAGGAGGGGAGUGAGAUUUUUAUGUCUUUUCGUUCGUAUUUUGGUAAGAGAAAAUACGAGUUGUAAGUUGUAACUCUACUCGGAAAUUUUGAGUAAACCUGAACUAUAUCAUAUUGGAAGGGGAGACACCAGGACUGGACCAAGCUAGUAGAAUUUUUUCUUGAGAAACUCAGAGAGUUUUUUGGGUACAAAAUUCUAAAUCCUAGCAGCCACUGACGUUAAUUAGGUCACAACCUUCCUCGCGUGCCAUGUUUAAUAAACCCAUAUCUUUGAUCUCAUGGCAAAUUCUGUCGUACCGCUACGGCACCGGUGCCGUCUAUUUUCUCUGACCGGCUAAGAUGAUUUGGGUUUUAUAUUAUUGGGUAGGUCUGUGUUAGCUAUUACUAACAUGGUUUCUGUCGCGGCAAUCCACACCCAACAUCGCCGUUGCCACCGAUCAGUCAUCACCAUCAUCACCUUAUUGUUGCAGCUGAGUCAUCCCCGACAUCUUCUCUGUUGUGCCAAUCCAUCGUCGUUGUCGCUGGUCGGCCCUCUCUGCCCAUAUCCUGAACCCCCCAUCCGUCGAGAUCGCCACCGUUAUCUACGGCGACUGGGUGAUGAUAUCCAGUUUCAAUCGUUUUAACCUUCUCUCUGUGCUCCCCUCUCUAAUUCGGGCUCCACCCUCUCGUUUCAAUUUUCCCAUCCUAUUCCUAUUCUUCUCCUAUUCUUCAGUUACGUUAGAUCGAAGGGAGGAAGAAGAGUUAUGCUCACAUGAUGAUAAAGAAGAUGAAAUAAAUAAAUUAAUUGAGUUAUCUUGUUCCCGAUGAAAGGGAAUAAUAAUAAACAAAUAAUUUUUGUUUUCGCUGAGCAUGAAAAAAUAAUUAUAAUAUAAAAUUUUAAUAUAAAUAGGUUCAACCGAAUAUAAUGGGUUCAACCAAUCUUGGUUAAAAGGUAGUUAUUAAUCAAUGGUCCUAAUUAAAUAGAAACAUAUCCAACGGCUGGGAAAAUGCCAGCACUAGUGCCGUCACUGUACCACAGAAAUGGUCUUGAUCUCAUAUAUCAACUUAAGUUGUAAAUUAGGGAUGACAAAAAUAUCCAUAAUCGUGGAUAUCCUCUCGAAUCCGACCUUGUUGGGUAGGGUAAAACCCGAACGACUUUUAGCGGGUACGGUAAAAUCCGAACCCGAAUAUUGUGGGUAAUGGGUGGGCAUGGUUUUCUCACUAUCCAAACCGAACCCGCCUGAUAUACACAUGCGUAUGCAUUUUUUCUAGAAAAAUCAUCAUUUUUCUCUAACAUAUUUUAUAUUUAGCAUAUAAAUAUAAUUUUUUCAUGAAAUUGUGUUGUUAUAAUUUUAUAUUUAGCAUAUAAAUAUAAUUUUUUCAUGAAAUUGUGUUGUUUUAAUGAGUUUUCUGCAUUCUAGUGAAUUAUUUUCAUAAUUUUUAUCUUACGUAAUGCGAGAAUACAUGUAAAUAUUAACAUAUUGGUUGGAGUUAUAAGAGAAACUAUUAUCCAUGAAUAACCAUGGAUACCCGAAACCUGAACGCGUAUGAGCAUGAUUUUGAUUUUCUAUACGUUUCUUAUGUGGGUAUGAAUAUGAGUAAAACCUGAAUUACUUUGGGUAGGGAACCUAUCCGUCCCCGACCCGACCCAUUUCCAUCCCUCUUGUAAAUGCACUUUUGCUCUGGAACUACGUACAUUACUAUAUUUAUUUAUUUGUUUUUUAGGUUAGAGUCACAACCGCCACCAAUCCCUCUCUCUGGCUUAAUGGCUUUGGCCUCCGCUCUCUCCCUCAAUCUCCAACUUCCCUGUCCAUUCUCUCUCCCUCGAUCUCUGACUCCCCCAACUCUGACUCUACCAUCGUUACAUCUCCCUCUCAACUCGACCAUCAUCUUCUCCCCCCUCUCCCACACUCCCACACUCCCCCAACUCGACCGACGACCAUCGUCUCAUCUCCUCGACUCCCCGAUUCCCCAAUCUCGGCCAUCAUCUCCUCAGACCUUAGUGACAAGCUCGAUGAGAAUCAGAUCUCGAAGAUCGAGAGGGUUGAGAAGCAGAAUAGGUGGUUGCCUAGUCUAAGCUUUAAUCUCCUAUUAGAUCUAGAAUCCUCAAGGCCUCGACGAGUUUUGCCACAUGCAACGCCGAUCUUCUCUUGCCAUUUUCUUCGUUUAUUCAGUAGGUGGCACCACCUCUGCCAACAUGUGGUUGUCGGCGAAGCAAUUGAAGGGGAUGCAGGUCGGAGAUGGCCGCUCUAGUGUCCUGCUGAUUUGAUGAAGCUAAGUCGUAGAUGCAGCCGCGGCGGCGCGAUGUGAGUUUGGAGGGGAGGCAGUUUGGAGUCGGAGAGGGUUGUGUGUAGGGAAAGGAGUUAGGGUUUUAAUUGGGCUAAGUUAGUUCGGUUGGGCUUAGGGAGUUAGGCUUUUUGGGGGUUUUAUUUGGGCUGAGAGAGUUGGCAGAAUAGGGAUAGUUUUGGGCUUCCCUUCUGAAUUCCGAACCGAAUAGUAGUAUUUCGGUUUCAGUUCAGGUUGGGUUUGGUUCGUGUCUAUUCAGAUUUACCAAAUCGGAUGCCUACCCCUAUACCGAUCAUUAUAAUUUUUGUGAGGAGGCGUUCCAAUCAAUUUUGAGAUGUAAUGUUCUAGAAUUAAUUUUUUAAUAUAAUAAAAUGAGAUUAUUUUG